This is a messenger RNA of Helicoverpa armigera (cotton bollworm), 652 nucleotides long. RefSeq names its product large ribosomal subunit protein eL21 (gene RpL21). The transcript has 3 exons. Lineage: Eukaryota; Metazoa; Arthropoda; Insecta; Lepidoptera; Noctuidae. Gene Ontology annotation, cellular component: cytosolic large ribosomal subunit; ribosome. Gene Ontology annotation, molecular function: structural constituent of ribosome. The record is from RefSeq and is a predicted model, not a curated record. Bases 148 to 627 code for a protein of 159 amino acids. Gene Ontology annotation, biological process: translation.
UUUCAACGCCAAGAAUCUUCGCAUCUUUCUUUGACUCUGAUUGUCUGAGGUAGACUUUAUACCAUAGAAUCCAUCCAUAGACAUACUACCAUAGACUAACAUAACCUCUUUCUUUAUCCGUCAAGCUUUGUAACACAAGGCCCAAAAAUGACGAACUCCAAGGGUUAUCGUCGCGGAACCAGGGAUUUGUUCGCCCGCAGAUUCCGCACUCAUGGAACCAUCCCGCUGUCCACGUACAUGAAAGUGUACAAAGUCGGCGACAUCGUUGACAUCAGGGGUAAUGGUGCAGUCCAGAAGGGUAUGCCCCACAAAGUCUACCACGGAAAGACUGGCCGUGUAUACAAUGUCACACAGCACGCUCUUGGAGUGAUUGUGAACAAGCGUGUCCGCGGAAGGAUCCUACCCAAGCGCAUCAACGUCCGCAUUGAGCACAUCAAGCACUCCAAGUGCAGACAAGACUUCCUUAAGAGGGUGAAGGAGAACGAGAGGCUCCUGGCUGAGGCCAAGGCUGCUGGCAAGAUCGCUAACCUUAAGAGACAACCUGCCGGACCUAAGCCCGCUCACAUUGUCAGUGGUACUGAGAAACCAGUGCUAUUGGCUCCCAUCCCCUAUGAGUUUGUAGCUUAAAGGAAAUAAAAAAUAUUUUUAAGGA